AUGUUGACAAGAUUGUUUGAACUGCGAGAUGAAGUAAUUCAAUUUCUAGACAUUCAAAAACAAACUGAAUUGUUUGUGGAAUUUAAAACACCAUGGGUCCAAGUAAUAUUUGCUUAUUUAUCAGAUAUUUUUGAUUCAUUGAACACUUUAAACUUGAAAUUACAAGGUGGAGACUCGAACAUAAUUCAUCAUCGGGAUGCUAUCACAGCAUACACUGAGAAGUUGCAACUGUGGAAACGCAAAAUUUUGGCGUUUAACUAUUCCUGCUUUCCUAAAUUACUUGCGAUCACAGAAGAAGCAUGUUUUAAGGAGAUUUUGGAUGUAAUUGAUACCAAGAAUCAAAUAUCAAACCAUUUGCAACACCUCACGGACGAAUUCAAGCGCUACUUUCCCGACUCGUGCAACAAUAUUAUGUACCGAUUAGCGACCGAUCCUUUUCACGUCGACAUAGACAUGCUGCCAGAUACAUUACAAGAGCAAGCAUUAGAAAUCAAAAAUGAUACUGCUGCCCAAUAUGAUUUUGAGAAGAUGGAUAAGGCACUAUUUUGGAUUAAAUAUCUCCAAGAUUAUCCCAGCACAGCAGAGCAGGCACUAAAAUUAUUUCUACCUUUUUCAAGCACUUAUUUGUGCGAAAAAGCAUUUUCAGCAGUUGUAGCAAUAAAAACAAAGUAUAGAAGCAAAUUAGAUAUUGCUAGUGAUCUACGUUGUGCACUUUCUUCUACUGAACCCAGAAUUGGAAAUCUUGUGAAAACUAUGCAAGCUCAUCCGUCACAUUGA
Molecule: messenger RNA, 777 nt
Organism: Parnassius apollo (apollo)
Lineage: Eukaryota; Metazoa; Arthropoda; Insecta; Lepidoptera; Papilionidae
Source: the annotation of a GenBank genome assembly